Molecule: messenger RNA, 928 nt
Organism: Saimiri boliviensis boliviensis (Bolivian squirrel monkey)
Lineage: Eukaryota; Metazoa; Chordata; Mammalia; Primates; Cebidae
Gene: MPC1L
Product: mitochondrial pyruvate carrier 1 like
Biological process (GO): pyruvate import into mitochondria
Cellular component (GO): mitochondrial inner membrane
Source: RefSeq, a predicted model, not a curated record
GUUACAUGAAGGUGCGAGGGCAAAGCCACGGCCUUGUAGCCUGCGAACAGGAGCACGUGCUGUCCACAGCACUUUAACGGCCUUGAGGCUAAGGCGCGGACGAUGCCAAGGCCUUUCACCCCGACGGAACAGCGGCACGUGCCAGCCGGAGCACUUUACGGCAGUCAAUGCCAAGGCAGCAGGGUUAAGCCACGCCCUUUCACCCCCACAGAACAGCGGCACGUGCUGGCCGGCGUACUUUACUGCAGCUACGCGAAGGUGCGAGGUCUCGAGCGUCUGCUGCGUCAGGGUCUGCUGUGGUUACGGGGCUUUGCGCUCUAUCUCAUUGUGGUCUGGCCGUUGGUCCGUUGGCACACCUACGGCUAUUCUAUCAUGGCAAGGAUGGCGGCACUGUGGCAGAAGACCAGAGAUUACUUCCUGAGCAAGGAGUUCCGGGAAUACGUGACCAGCACUCACUUCUGGGGUCCCAUGGCCAACUGGGGCCUUCCGCUGGCUGCCUUUAAGGACAUGAAGGAGUCGCCGGAGCUCAUCAGUGGCCGCAUGACGACUGCGCUCAUCUUCUACUCUUCGAUCUUCAUACGCUUCGCCUACCGCGUACAGCCUCGAAACCUGCUGCUGAUGGCGUGCCACGGCACCAACGUGGUGGCUCAGAGUGUGCAGGCCAGUCGCUACCUACACUACCGCUUCAGCGGCGGCGCCAAGGCCGAAGCCCGCGACCGUCCGGCUCCCACCGCCGCCGCUGCCACCAGCCGCAGUUCCCGGCCCCCGAAACAAGCUUCUUAAGGACUGAUCGCAUUUCUGCAGGUCACAAGCACUGAACUGUUAUUCUUCCUGAAAAAAGACCAAUGAAAACUUCGGUUUUGACUCUCUUAACAGUGCAAAUCUGACUUAAACCUGCAGUUUGGUUGAUAAACAAAUACAAGAUUGC